This is a messenger RNA of Scedosporium apiospermum, 1647 nucleotides long. RefSeq names its product Aminopeptidase I zinc metalloprotease. Gene Ontology annotation, biological process: proteolysis. Gene Ontology annotation, cellular component: fungal-type vacuole. The record is from RefSeq and is a predicted model, not a curated record. The transcript has 3 exons. The coding region runs from base 1 to 1647 and encodes 548 amino acids. NCBI's taxonomy places the organism in Eukaryota, Fungi, Ascomycota, Sordariomycetes, Microascales, Microascaceae. Gene Ontology annotation, molecular function: zinc ion binding; metalloaminopeptidase activity.
AUGCAAACCCCGUCCGCAUCAACCUUCUCCCUCCGCCUCCAUCACCCGGACGACCGCCCCGACACUCCCCCGUCGCCUCUCUCCGCCGCGACCAAAGCCUUCAUCAUCUCUGGCAUUGACAAGCGCACCGGCGCCGACCGCAUAGUCUGCGAAUCCUGCUUCGAGCAGCUCGACGAGGCCCAGCGAACGAAUCUGAGGGCCGCCCCCUGGUCCGAGGGAUGUCUUCUCUGCGAAGUCAAGGAGGAUAAGCCCGAGGCGUACACGCGGCCCUUUUGCGAUUUCUUGACGGAGAAUCCGACCGUUUUUCAUGCUGUUCAAUAUUUCAAGGAGAAGCUGAGCGCUGCUGGCUUUGAAGAGCUCCCCGCGAGAGAUCAAUGGCUCGGACAGAUUAGACCAGGCGGAAAGUACUGGGUUACAAGGAACGGAAGCUCCCUCAUCGCUUUUACCGUCGGCCGCGCCUACGUUCCGGGAUCUGGCGUCGCCAUGAUUGCUGGACACAUCGACGCCUUGACGGCGAGGCUAAAGCCUAUUAGCAAGAAGCCCAACAAGGCCGGAUACCUUCAGCUUGGCGUGUCUCCGUAUGCUGGAGCGUUGAACCACACUUGGUGGGAUCGUGAUCUCGGCAUUGGCGGCAGGGUCAUUGUCAAGGAUCCUGAGACAGGCAAGACGUCUAUCAAGCUUGUGAAGCUCGGCUGGCCCAUUGCCCGCGUGCCCACCGUAGCACCCCACUUCGGCGCCGGUAUGAUGGGCCAAAACAACAAAGAAACCCAAGCCGUCCCCAUCAUCGGCCUCGAAGACCGCAAGCCCACCUCCGACGCCCCCGAAACCCUCGGACCCGCCGGCUCCUUCGCCAGCACCCAACCCCCCCGCCUCGUCAAGCUCAUCGCCAAAGAACUCGGCAUCACCGACUACUCCCUCAUCCUCAACUGGGAGCUCGAGCUCUUCGACACGCAGCCCGCGCAGACCGGCGGCCUCGAUCGCGAAUUCAUCUUCGGCGGCCGCAUUGACGACAAGCUCUGCAGCUGGCCGGCUCUCAUCGCGCUCCUCUCCGCCUCCGAACCCGAAACCGCCUCCACGAUCAAGCUCGUCGCGCUCUUCGACGACGAGGAGAUCGGCUCGCUUCUCCGCCAGGGCGCCCGCGCCAACUUCCUCCCCAUCGUGAUCGAACGCACCGUAGAGGCCCUCUGUGCCUCCUCCCGCACGCCCUUCGGCCCCGGAAUCGUAGGCCAGACCUACGCGCGCUCCUUCCUCGCCUCCGCGGACGUCACCCACGCCGGAAAUCCCAACUUCCUCAACCUCUACCUCGACGAACAUGUCCCCCGCCUCAACGUCGGCGUGGCCAUCUGCGCCGACUCCAACGGCCACAUGACCACCGACGCAGUCUCCACGGCCAUCCUGCGCCGCGUCGCCGAGCUCGAGGGCUGCGAAACGCAGAUCUUCCAGAUCAGGAACGAUACGAGGAGCGGCGGGACCGUGGGGCCCGCGCUUUCGAGCGCCAUGGGGGUCAGGGCGGCGGAUUUGGGACUGCCGCAGUUGAGUAUGCAUUCGGUUCGGGCGACGACGGGGGCCUUGGAUCCGGGGUUGGGGGUUAAGUUUUUUAGGGGAUUUUUGGAGAGGUGGGAGGAGGUUGAUGGGGAGUGGAAUUAG